Exophiala oligosperma is the source of this 2905-nucleotide messenger RNA. RefSeq lists its product as uncharacterized. The transcript has 2 exons. The coding region runs from base 287 to 2701 and encodes 804 amino acids. NCBI's taxonomy places the organism in Eukaryota, Fungi, Ascomycota, Eurotiomycetes, Chaetothyriales, Herpotrichiellaceae. The record is from RefSeq and is a predicted model, not a curated record. Gene Ontology annotation, molecular function: protein binding.
GUCGAAACUGCUGCCGACAGUCCUACUAUACGGGGGCGAAAACACGGACUGUUCUCAUGACAUCGCCACAAGCUAGAUGCUUCUAGCCGGCAACAUGCCGCCAGACCCUCCCUCAGUGUGGCAGGGCGCAUAUACCCCUCGCCCGUUCAUCGAGGUCGAUUUUUCCGACAGUGUGGGUUGUGGCCAAAGGCUGCGAACCGAGUACAAACCCGUUAUAUGCUAAACUCGACUGCCUCAAGAACCUGCCCCCACUGCAUCUACCCAAGCUUCCAGACAUCCAGCAGCCAUGUUCCUCAUGCUUCGAUGCGUAUCAUGGAUAUUGUCACUGGCAGUUCUUGCCAGUUGCGACUACACUGCCAAACAAAUAGCUGGUUGGGAUAGGCCUCGUGCCGCCUUGAUACGCGACUAUGUGUAUCUGGAAGGAGGAAAGAUUCAAACCGGAGCCUGGAACGACAACACUGGUCAAUGGGUGAAUCCUCAAACCGUCAGCGUUACACAGGGAGCGUUGUUCAAUCUCAGUCUGCACGAAGCUUUUGGCGUGAACGAAGGAGAUGAUCCCGCCAAUUUCCAAAGUAUCCCGGAGGCUGGUGUGGACAACUUCUAUCUUGAUGGUUUCAUGUUUGCAAGCUAUAACGAAUUCUACGCAUGGGGUGGCAUGUUGUUGAACGCUCUGAACUCCGUGCUCCGAACUGUGCACGAUGUGCUAUAUGACGAGCCUGCCGGCAAGAGUGAUGCUGAUCUCGGAAUCCCUAAUACGGGCUACGAUCCUCAAAACUCCAACUUCCCGCACGGCGUGACAAACGGUGCUGGCGCCAAUGCACCAAGUGAGAAUAUAAGUUUCUAUUUCGGCGGCUUGUACAAUUCGGACGGCGCGAAAUAUGAUUACUUCAACCCGCCCACAGAUGAAGCCAAUUUCCUUAUCAGGGUGACGAUGGAUGAGAUUAGUUUUGCAGACUGGGCGAUUGUUUCUCCUCCCGACGAUGGAUCGAUCCCGUGGCGUGCGGAAGGCGGCCUUGUCUGGAUUCCGACCUCGACUCAGGGGAUACUGGUUGCCCUCGGAGGGGUUGUCAAGCCUGCCGAUACCGACUUUUAUGUCGCCCGAGACAAUGUCACCACUUCGAUGACCUUUUUGAAGAAUUUCCCCGUCUUUGAUAUCGGGUCAAGCACUUGGAGCCUUCAGCCACUCAGUGAAGGCUCACCGUUCCCCAACAAGCCGAUGGCGCAGUUUUGUACGGCGGUGGCAUCGGCAUCUGACGGUUCACACCAUGAGAUCUUCGUCUACGGAGGAUGGGACAGUAACAACGACACCGUCGCGAGCAGAGAUGUCUGGAUCUUGUCCAUCCCCUCGUUCACAUGGAUCAAGGCGGAUACUACUGGGCGCCAAGGGGAUCCAAGGAUAGGUCAUGUGUGUGUCACUCCCUACCCCGAUCAGAUGAUUGCUAUCGGAGGCACUACGAUAAGCGAGCAGCCUUUGACGACAAGUCGAACUGUGGACGUGUACAAUCUCAACACGCUGGAAUGGACGGGGUCCUACGAUCCAGACGUCCAUGAUGACUACAAGCCAAACCAAGUCGUUCUCAACGUCAUCUCUGCAACGCCAACAGCCAGUGGCAUGCCAUCCAACAUCGCCAGCUGGUUCGACAACAAAUACGACAUGAGCAAAAUCACCAACUUCGGACCUUACAAGAAACAACAACCUGCAACAACAAGCUCCAAUGGAACAUCCACACCGACUCCAGCGCCGCAUCACCAUAACCGGGGCUGGGUUGUCCCCGUCGCCGUGGUGGUGUCGGUGGUUGGUGGCCUGAUUCUUUUGGGAUGCUUGCUGUUCUUGUGCUUCCGCAAGCGCAUCCUCGAGCACCGCCGCAGGGUCCUCCGAGAGCGCGAAAACUCCAUAGCCGCAGGCAACCGUACGAGCUUUAUCCUCCCAUGGAUCUUCUCGACCAGCUCCGCUGGCGCGCCCAAAGAUGUAGGGUCCGACACCAUCACCGAAGUCGAGCCUGCAGGUUCACCUCCGGUCAUGGCCCCGGGCCCGCACGAGAUCGACAGCAGGAACAGAAACGACUACUUUGGAGGGAGCCAACCUCGGUGGUCGUCUUCGACGGCCGUCAGGUCCCCGCGCGCGGACUGGGAAGGCCCCGCCGAGGCACAGGACACGGGGAUCACACCGAUCCAUGAAGUUUCCGGGUCUCCCAUGUCCGAGAAGCCGGAUGGCAUCAACUAUCAAUUCCGCAACAUGGCCAUGUACCCUCCCAGCGUGGUGAGUACCGGCCACCACAACAUCGCAGCACCCCAGAGCGCGACCAUCUCGAACGCCGACGAGUCAGAGUCCGUGUCUGCUGCGGGUGCUGCGGCGCCGUCGUCUCCCCGUACCGCGUCCGCGACGAACAUGAGUUCACCGAGGGGCGUACCUACCAUUCCCGAAGACGGCGCCGCGACGACCCUCGACAGUAGCGACAACGGGACAGAGUCUGGACCCGGCGGUGCGGCCGUUCUGGGGGCGUUGGAUCCCGUCUCCCCCUUGACCAACAAACAACAAAGGCGACCCGUGCACAACCGACACAACUCGAGCGUCAGUAGCGGGGUGUCCAUCCCUUCGCCUGGUCUGGAUCAAUCGUCGGCGUUGCCUCCUAGGACGAGAAGUUUGUCGAUGGAAGAGAAUAUAGGGCAAGGUGAAGACAAAGGUAAUCGUACGCUGUAGUCACGGUGGUGAUCCAGGACGAGGACGAAGUCGGGAUAGCAGUGCAAUAUCCAGAGUGAUGAUGACCGAUAAUCCAUGAAGAGAAUGACAAUGAUAUUUCACGACACUCCUUCCAAACAAGAGCUUGGUGAAAAAUGAACUGUUGCAUGAGGGGAGGAUUCAUGUCUAGUUCUUUGUUUUUGGCUGGUUGGAGGAUACAAAAAU